This is a messenger RNA of Stereum hirsutum FP-91666 SS1, 1806 nucleotides long. RefSeq lists its product as uncharacterized. Lineage: Eukaryota; Fungi; Basidiomycota; Agaricomycetes; Russulales; Stereaceae. The record is from RefSeq and is a predicted model, not a curated record. The coding region runs from base 1 to 1806 and encodes 601 amino acids. The transcript has 4 exons.
AUGUCCCUCCCAGAGCCACCCACCGCCGCCACAAUCGCCUCUGCCCGUCAAGUCCUUCAUUCCACCCAGUCAGAGCUUUCUGCCCUCCAGAGCAGGCUUCAAGAUGCAGAGGCGAAGCUCGCGAAGUUCGUCGCUGAAUCGAAAUGUGCUAUAAACGAAAUGCAGCAAGAACAGUCUGCGCUCGAGGACAAGGUCGCACACACGCUGGCGUACGUCUCGCCCAUCAGGAGGCUUCCCCAGGAACUCCUCAGGCAGAUCUUCCUGAUUAAUUUCGAGGACUUCCCUUGCUGUGCAUGGAUACGUCUCAUCACUUCCCCCAACAUCUCCGCCGAUACGAUUCGUCUAUGGCUCGAACGUUCUGGUAGCCGAGUGCCGUUAGACAUUGAAAUAUUCUUGCAAGUACAAUCUGCAGGUUCAGCCGCAACGUCUUUACGCCCCCCACCCCGUUCCACAUCUCCAUGGCCCUACCCAACCCCGUCUCCUUCAGCCCCGCAAUACGUCCAAAUUCAUCAUGCAUCACAUCCGAGCGCCAUUCAGAUCAUACCCACAGCGACGCCCAUUGUACUUCCACCUUCCCCGCCCUCUCACGACCACAUGUGGGGUGCCGUCACGCCAGUGCCACCACAUCAGUCAGCUUCGAGUUCGUCAGCAACGCAGAGCCAGACGAGGGCGAUAUCGCAUUGGGGUCACAUCGCGAUCUUUUAUCUCGUUGAACAGAUUCACCGAUGGGAACGAUUCAUUUUCCGUUUCGACAAGCAGUUUUCGUCCUUCAUCGCGCUCAAGUCCAUAUCAGGCCAUGCCCCCUUGCUGAAGGAAUUCGAAGUCUCUUCCGCCGAACCUGUGUACUGUGGCGACUGGUCUUGGCUACCAAGCACAAGCCCCCAGACGCACGUCGACCUUCCAGAACUCCGUUCCCUCACACUCCAAUACACGCCUUUCAAAUGGUCCUCACCUAUAUUCAAAACCAACCUCCGUAAACUAAAUCUCCGCUCUCUUCCGACUACCAACAUCGCCCUCGACCGCAUCCUAUACAUGGUCUCAAACAACCGUGGUCUCGAGGAGCUCUCGCUUUCCUUCAGCAGUGUUAACCCCGCAAUCCUGCCGCUCACAAGUACGACGCUUCCAGAGCUGAAAUCGCUGACGCUAGGAGGACAUUAUCUCCUCGCGAAUCUCAUUGAUAUCGUCGUCCUUCCUUCACUCGCAUCACUCACGCUUGCCAUGGAAGCUCGUGAUCCCAUUGAGGACAAUAUCACAAGUCUACUCUCCCGUUCUAACCAUCCCCCCGUCACCGAGCUCUCCGUCGCGUACGCGUACAGCGGCUCGCCCUAUUACUACAACGGAGGCGGCCUCAUCAGCUCGUGGAACUUCCUCGCCGACAUGUCGUAUCUGCGCACACUGCAAUUAGGGAGCACGCCUCUGGACCCAAUACUCAGCGCACUGGGACCACCGGAUGAUGAUAAUGUGGCCGUGGGUGGAAAUGGGAGUUGGCUGUGUCCGUAUUUGGAACACCUGGCCUUCAAGGCUUGUCCGGCACAUGCGGAUGGGAUAUCUAAGUUGGUGCAGCUCGUGGACUUGAGGAACCCGGAGGGAGGUGCCGGACAUGGGAGUGGACCCGGUGGAGGUGGCGGAAGUAGUAAUAGUGGCAGUAGCAGUGCGUUGUCGAGAUUGAAAAAGUUGGAGAUGUAUGAUUGUACGAUGGUGGGGCAGGAUGUGGUUGACUGGUUGAAGGGAAGAAUACCGGAUGUCAUGUGCGUCGAGCCCACAUAUGAACGGUGCGGGUACUCCAUCGUCUAUCAGUGGCAUUGA